AUGUCUGAACACUACUCCGACUGCAGGACACAAGUUCAGAGGAAGCUGCAGGGCCCAGUGGUUUCCGCAGACGUGCACCAGCAACAACUGCCUUUGUGGUGUCGGGCCCUGCAGCUGUUGCUUGGCCAAGUGGGCUUACACGUAAAGCAACCGCCUACCCUCCAGCAGCCACCCUCCCAGCCGACCCCCCAGCCUACCCCACGAGAGCCGCAGGCACCGCCCCCCCCCCCCCGUAGGCAGUCGAGGCAGCAGGACCUCGAGGGCGCCGUCCAGAUGGCUACUGCCGAAUACGUUCCGCAGGGCCAGUUGGCGGAAGCCAGGCGGCAAGAGGAGGCCCGCUUCCGCCGACAAAUGCUGGAGCAAAACCAACGGCACCACGAGGCCCAUAUGAAGGUCCUGCGCCAGCAACAUACAGGCCAUAUGGAGGGACUGCAACAGCUGAGGGAGGAGGUCGGCAAUAUGCGCGACGUUCAGCAGCAGCGGCUGGCAGUGGAACGGCGCUCACAGGAGACGAAUCAGCGUCCGCUGCAGCUGCUGCUGGCUGCACUGGCUCAUAGUGGCGGCCUAGUGCCUCCCCCCUCUCAGGCCCCACAUAUUUAA
Molecule: messenger RNA, 600 nt
Organism: Dermacentor andersoni
Lineage: Eukaryota; Metazoa; Arthropoda; Arachnida; Ixodida; Ixodidae
Source: RefSeq, a predicted model, not a curated record